Annulohypoxylon maeteangense is the source of this 1511-nucleotide messenger RNA. RefSeq lists its product as uncharacterized. Lineage: Eukaryota; Fungi; Ascomycota; Sordariomycetes; Xylariales; Hypoxylaceae. The record is from RefSeq and is a predicted model, not a curated record. The transcript has a single exon. The annotation marks the transcript as partial.
AGUCAGUUACUGGUAGGUUGAUGGCACCUCAUUCCGAGAUUAAUAUGAACGGACGGGUAAGUGCCUACUUAGUGAGACAUUAGCCCUUAUCGACACCAACACCUAUAUUUUCUAGGUGCUUGACAAGACGAGGGUCGCACUCGUCUUUGCGAUUACAGCUUCAUAAUGUAUUAGUCUCGGUAUAGUCUCGGUAUCAUAUAUCUCGGGUCUACCUACGAUCUAACUUAGAAACUUCCACUCAACCAACUGCGGUUGAAUAAUCCGAUGGAAUCCAUUAACACUAUCCAUAUACCCAACUUAUUCUUAACGCGGAGACUUUUAGCAAGCCUUUAGCACAGAAGAAUCAUGAUGCUGUAAACGACGCACAAUAGCGCAGCCACUAAACUCGCUAGACGGCUCUCCUCCACACCACCAUCAUAUUCGCGUCACGCCCACCCCGAAAUCUACCUCAAGAGUCAACAAAGAUUCCGUCAAGUUAAACUUCAAUCAGUGGGUCAUUGGAGCGCUCUUCAUAUAACUAGAUGAACAUGUCCAAGUGUUAUCUUGUCCGAAAGGUUUACCUACCUACUAUUACUGCGGUGCAGGUUAGAACCAGGCAUAUUAUAUACAUCCUCAAGAGCUUGAGGAAACUUAGACAUCAAAUACCGGUAUUUGGCGUAAUUCUAAUCUCGAACAAUGCAUAAAACCCUCCUCGUCAUCGGCGUACUAGCCGCUUCCCCCGCAGUCCUAGCCGCCCGCCACCAUGAUUCCUCUUCGACCACCCGUGAUCACCUCCUCACAGCCCGACAGACGGUAACGAUCACCAGCACGGAAAACGGAAGCGGCACCACCACCGGCAGCAGCACUGAUACCGCGUCUGGCAGCUCGGCCUCUGCUACUAGCUCGUCGAUGUCUAUGAGUACUACAUCCGGAACCGAAUCGGGUUCAUCCACGUCCAUGUCUAUGUCUACUUCCACGAUGACUUCAUCCUCUCCAACCUCGUCAACGGGCUCCGCGUCAGGGACUUCAUCCGGAUCGUCGACUUCGGGCUCCAUGACAACUUCCAGCAUGUCCGGUGGUACUGGGGGCGCUACGGGAAGCACCGGCUCAAGCUCGAGCGGUACCCACAGCUCAACUCACUCCGGCUCCGGCUCUAGCGCGACAGUUAGCGAAUCCACGGGCACAGCCACGGCGACAGUCGCCGGGGCGGCUAGACCUACGAGAGCUGCGCCUGCUGCAGCAGCCGCUGCCGGGUUCAUUGCUGCUGUGAUGAUUUAAUGGGGUGGUAGAUAUAGUACCUACCUACCUAGUAGUUUCCUCGUAUUAAUAGGUAAAGGAAAAGGAAACGGGAAAAGGGAAACGAACAUCGGUAAUGAAUAUCCUAAUCACAUGUAUAUACGCAUCCACGUCAUGAUGUGGAAACUCACCAUCGCUAAAAGUUGUAAUGAGUAGUAGAUACAUAAUGGGGGCUAGCUUGGCGGUGCAGUAGGAUAGAUAAUCAUCUCGCGCGCGUCACGGAUGCGAAACCGUUC